This is a messenger RNA of Plasmodium cynomolgi strain B, 1089 nucleotides long. Its product is annotated as ribosomal protein L15. Lineage: Eukaryota; Apicomplexa; Aconoidasida; Haemosporida; Plasmodiidae. The record is from RefSeq and is a predicted model, not a curated record. Gene Ontology annotation, molecular function: structural constituent of ribosome. The transcript has a single exon. The annotation marks the transcript as partial. Gene Ontology annotation, biological process: translation. Gene Ontology annotation, cellular component: mitochondrial large ribosomal subunit.
AUGAUAAGAAGCUGCAGAGCGGUGAGCAGCCUGGCGCUGAAGAGGUGGCUGCUCGUGGGCUCUGGUUCCCCCCCCGCGUGCAAAGGGCACAUUCGCGCAGCAGCAAACUGGGUGGGAACAAACCGUGCAGCAGCAAACUGGGAGGGAACAAACCGCGCGGAAGCAAACCAAAGAGACGACCGCCAUGCCGCUGAAAUGGAACCAAAGCUGAGCAAACACUUUCGGGAAGUGUUCCAUGAUGGGUCAGAAAAGAAUUUCGAAUGCCACCCAUUUAACAGAAGAUUUGCCUACAGCAAGAAAAGCUUCUUCCCCAUCGAGCCCCGGAAUCUGCGUACCUUGGGCGUGAAUAGACAGAGGAAGAAAAAAAGGGGCAGAGGUGAUAAAUGUCCAGGAAAAGGAAUUAGGGAAAAACACAAACAUAGGAAGUCAGGCAGACCAAACAGUCGUACGUUUGAAAGCGGAAGAACUCCUUUGUAUAGGAGAUUACCAAAGUGGCCAGAGGCAUGGUUAAGUAGGCAAAAAAAAAACUAUGACUGCCUUAACCUUUCCAAGCUGAGGUACUUUAUUGAGAAGGGAAGAUUGGAUGUGCGUUUCCCAAUAACGCAGAGACAUUUACAUGACUCCAAGUGUGUAAAAGUGAAAAAUGGAGUAAAGCUGUUCAACGUGAAUGACUAUCCUUUCCCAUAUAAGAUUGACAUCGAAGUGGCUAAUGCAGAUCAGUCCUCCAUUGAUGUCAUUAAAAAAAUCGGAGGGAGUGUAACCAUUGUCUACAUGGAACGGAUAAAUCUAAGGGCACAUAUCAAGCCAUACAAAUUUGAAGUUUUACCCAGAACGGCUAGGCCCAAUCUGGACAUGAUUCAUUUUUUGGAGAAAAUGAGGAGUAGGGGGUGUCUCGUUAAGUAUAUAAAACCUUUGUGGUUAAUUGAGGAAGAAAAGAGGAUCAUUAAUGAGCUCACCGAGGUGGAGGAGAGCUCCAAGUUGUGUCCCGAGGGAGGGGACUCCUGGGGGGACGCGGAAGACGAGGAGAAGCGGCGCGAGAGGUUGCUCCGCGGCUACCGCCUGCGCAACACGCGCGUCGACGGGGGCCUC